Molecule: messenger RNA, 1706 nt
Organism: Tachysurus fulvidraco (yellow catfish)
Lineage: Eukaryota; Metazoa; Chordata; Actinopteri; Siluriformes; Bagridae
Gene: nif3l1
Product: NIF3 NGG1 interacting factor 3-like 1 (S. cerevisiae)
Exons: 8
Coding region: 39-1328 (429 amino acids)
Cellular component (GO): mitochondrion; cytoplasm
Source: RefSeq, a predicted model, not a curated record
UAUUUAAGAAGUAUUUCAGCCUUUCAGUUAUUCAUCCAAUGAGAGUUGGCGUUGUUUUGAAAGACCCGCCUACCGGAAGUGUUAGCAGUGUCACCGCUGAAGUGACGUCAUCCAUGUUCACUAGGUUUAUGAACAUCUCGAGAAGUUUCUUCAGGUUGAGCUGUGGCCUGUUUCAGUCGAAUCGAAUCUCAAUCACCGCCCUGCGAAGAGAAAACAACUUCCUGAGAGCUGCCUUUAAAGCAUCCUAUCAUUCAUCCUUUUUUUUCUCACACUCUCCUUCCUCGAUGGAUUUAAAGACAGUUCUGGAAGCCCUAGAGCAGCUUGCUCCUCUGUCAUUGGCUGAAUCUUGGGAUAAUGUUGGUCUCUUGGUGGAACCGAGCAAACAGCGUCCGAUCAAGACGAUCCUGCUCACCAACGAUCUGACUGCUGACGUAAUGGAUGAAGCUGAAGCGACGACAUGUGACCUCAUCGUUUCGUACCACCCACCUCUUUUCAGUUCUUUUAAACGCCUUGUUCAGAAGGACUGGAAACAACAGUUGGCCAUCAGAGCUAUAGAAAGCGGCAUAGCUGUCUUCUCACCGCAUACGUCAUGGGAUAGCGUGAGAGGAGGCCUUAAUGAUUGGUUAAUAGAAGGCGUAGGCAGUGGGCAAGUGUCUGUGUUAAGACAGGCUCACUGUAGCGACAACCAAAAGCACAGACUGGAGUUUACAUCCAGGAAUGAAGAGGAGCUCAAUACUAUCAUGAAGCACAUAAAAAAGACAGAAAAUAGUGAAACCUUUCAGUAUGACAUACUAAGGACUGAAGAAGAGGCACAGCAUGUGAUCCUGAACUGUUCCAGCUCAGAACUGACCACUGCUGUUCAGGCUAUAUUAGGCAAUGCUUCAGCUGGCCAGUCUCUCAACAUCACACAGGUCCAGCAGCUCCCUUUACCAGGUUGCGGUCAGGGACGUCACGCCGUGCUGGACGAGCCGAUAUCUACAGCUGUGGCACUCCAGAGAGUGAAGAAACACCUCGGGCUGCCUUACCUUAGACUGGCUCUGGGAAAUCACAAAUCAUUAGAUUCUGUGGUGAAGAGCGUAGCUGUGUGUGCUGGCUCAGGAGCUUCAGUCCUGCAGGGUGUGAAAGCAGACCUCUACAUCACCGGUGAAAUGUCCCAUCACGAGGUGCUGGAUGCUGUGUCUAAAGGCACGAGCGUGAUUCUGAGCGAGCACAGUAACAGCGAGAGAGGUUUUCUCCCCGUCUUCAAGGAGCGGCUCACCGCACGUCUCUCGGACUCUGUUCGCGUGAUCAUCUCCCAAAAAGACAAAGACCCGCUGCAGGUCGUGUGAUCUCAUUAUCUCACACUGAGGUACUCUGACAGGACGGUGGGAUAAUCAGACAUCACUCCCGUAGCACCGACCGCGAAAGCCGCAGCAAUGUCCUCCUCGUUGUUGCACACGAACAACUGCACCUGAGGACGAAGGAACACAGGACGUCUCGGUUUACGGAGAGAUUCACGGCUGUAUGAUUUUAAACCAGUUUACAGUGGAACUGACACACACCUGCAUGCCUCGCUUCACCAAGUGCUCAAACAAAGACUUUCUCAUAGUCAGGCUGGAGAAGAGAAAAAAAUAUUCAACCUUUUGUCACAGGGCAUCAUGUGUACAGACAAACACACACACACACACACACACACACACACACACAUAUACAUACACACAUAUACA